Molecule: messenger RNA, 1287 nt
Organism: Cylindrotheca closterium
Lineage: Eukaryota; Bacillariophyta; Bacillariophyceae; Bacillariales; Bacillariaceae
Source: the annotation of a GenBank genome assembly
AUGCGCUUCUUUGCUGCUCUUCUGUGCGGCCUUUCCGCUGUGUCUGCUUUCAUGCCAGCCAUGGAGUCUACCUCCAAGGUCAGCGUGAACUAUAACGGUUUGAUGACACAUGGAUCUUUCCAAUCUUCUGCUGCUGAAUCUUCUGCCAUCAGCUGCACUCAAUUGAAUGCCAUGGUAACGGAUAAAUUAUACUACCCUCCUGAAGCCAAAGAGACUCCAAAGGUUUUCGGUGGUAUCAGAGCUGCCUUGAAGGAACUUGUCGUCAUCACGGGUGCGUCUUCUGGAUUGGGCUUGAGUACCACCAUUGCCCUUGCCAACAGUGGAAGCUACCAUGUUAUCAUGGCAUGCAGAGAUACCGAAAAGGCCAAAAGAGUCGCCGAGGAAAACGGUCUUCCCAAGGGAUCGUACACUGUCAUGAAGCUUGAACUUGCCAGUCUCCAAAGCGUCCGCGAUUUCGUUGCCAAUUUGAAGGCCUUCAAGGGCGCCCGACCACUCAAGAACCUCAUUUGUAACGCCGCCGUCUACUUGCCAAAGGAUCCUGAACCAAGUUUCACCGAUGACGGAUUUGAAAUGUCCAUGGGAGUAAACCACCUUGGGCACUUCUUGCUGGUUAAUCUUUUGUUAGAUGAUAUGAGCAAGGCCAAGGGAGCUCGCUGCUGCAUUGUCGGUUCCAUCACUGGAAACACCAACACUGUCGGAGGAGGACUUGUAUACCCCCGUGCAGAUCUUGGAAAAUUGCAAGGUUUCCAAAAGGGAAUGAAGCAGCCCAUCGCCAUGGCUGAUGGCAAACCUUUCUUUGGAGCCAAGGCAUACAAGGACGCCAAGGUUUGCAACAUGAUGACUGUUUCUGAACUUCACCGUCGUUACCACGAAGACACUGGAAUCGUCUUCUCCAGUAUGUACCCCGGCUGCAUCGCUGAAACCGCCCUCUUCCGCGAAAAGAGAGAAUGGUUCCGCAAGCUCUUUCCAUUGUUCAUGAAGUACGUGACCGGUGGAUACGUCAGCGAAAAGGAAGCCGGAGAACGCUUGGCCCAAGUCAUUGCCGACCCCAAGUGCAACAAGUCUGAUGUGUACUGGAGCUGGAACGGAAAGGCCAAUACUGUUGGAUACAUCAACAAGGACGGUGUCGUUGCAGGUGCUGGUGGUUCUGGAGGUGAAAUCUUCGAGAACGAACAAUCCAGUGCCGUUCAAGAUAAGGAAAUGGCCAAGACCAUGUGGGAUCUCAGUAAGAAGGUUGUCGGAUUGGACGAGAAGGAGAUGUACAAGGGCGGCCGAUUGGAAGAUUAA